UCAUGCUGCUGCCAGGUCCAAGUGUGUCAUGGGUCCCUGUACGCCUCCCAUUGCUGCUGCCUCCAUCGCCACACUCUGCCAUGUGCCACUUUCAGGUCUCCUCACACUGCUGGUGGGUUCCAUUUUGUCAUAGGGUGCGGUCUCCUCACACUGCUGGUGGGUUCCAUUUUGUCAUAGGGUGCUGUAUGGCCUCCCAUUGCUGCUGCCAGGCCCCUAAUCUGCCAUGGGCCCCCGUACCGACUCCUCCUCAUGCUGCUGCCAGGCCCGUAAUCUGUCAUGGGGCCCCUGUACCGCCUCCUCAUGCUGCUGCCAGGUCC
Staurois parvus is the source of this 317-nucleotide messenger RNA. The record is from the annotation of a GenBank genome assembly. NCBI's taxonomy places the organism in Eukaryota, Metazoa, Chordata, Amphibia, Anura, Ranidae.